AUGGAUGCUGCAGAUGACGAUGUGGCGGAGGGGAACGCAACGGUGAGCGAUGGCCUUUGGUGGUGCGGCCGCUGCUAUCAGAAACGGUUGGACGGCAUAAAGAGAGACGAGAAACAGCCAGAGCACACAGCGAACAAUACGCAUGGAUCGGGGGGUGAGGCGCCGGUGCCUCCAGAUCCGUUGGACACGGUGCGCGCUAUGGUGGAAGAUGUCGUCCGUCGAGGUGAGAUCCUGUACUGGCAGGACGUCGCCGCGUGGAGAGCACUCGGCACGAAACUCAAGGGCGCGACGAAGAAAAAUGUUUUCUCCAUCCCGGCUAGGAACAGCAUCAACAAGGCCACGAAGAGUCAAGGGAGGUCGUCUGCACUCAAGGAUUCCGUCGGUAAUGCCUACGCUGGGGGGCAAGAGUGGAAGGCCCUCACGCUGAACAUGAUCGAUGCGGCCAGAGAAGGUGGGGGUGUGGUGACGCAAGACCAGAUGCUGGAAAUGGUAGCUUCCGUAGGAGCGGCCACGCCGUACAGCAUGGCCAACGCGACAGGAGGUGAGGAAGAGAGCGUGCGCAAUACAGGAGCUAAGCACGCCAACAAGGCGGCAGGUCCAGGGAAAUGGGUCAGAGAGCACUGUGCCGACGGGUUCGCAGACGACCCGUUUUACGACGCCGACGCUCAUGGCGUGGAUCUUCCCGUGUCAAUCCACCAAGGGGUGCACCCGGAAUAUCUCGAGAAGGGAACUGCGGGAGUAAUCGACUACUUCAAGAGGCAGCUGUUGUCGAAGUGGCUGCAGCCAACCGAGCUACUCAUGGUGUGCUACGACCGACAGGAACUGGUCCCGGUAAUCAAAGGACAAGAGCAGCUUGGGAGGACCGAGAAACUUGGUGAGUGCUCUCGGACCUUCGACCCGAAGUCAACGGACCCUGUUCCUUCGUUACAGUAUGGACCAUGGCUUCGAGCCGAUGGCAAGGCGGCGCGGGACGGAAUCGCCGCCAACCUCGCCAUGCGCGUGCUAGCUGAUGAAGUCUGGACCGGCGACACCAAGCCGAACGGAAUCGUCGCAUUCUAUGGCGUCGGAGGUGAGCCUGGUCUGAGAGCUGAUCAUCCAUCUGGUGUAACUCGGAGGCGCUUUCCGGAACCGUACCACUCCUUCACUUUCGAAACGGAAANGGCGCGGGACGGAAUCGCCGCCAACCUCGCCAUGCGCGUGCUAGCUGAUGAAGUCUGGACCGGCGACACCAAGCCGAACGGAAUCGUCGCAUUCUAUGGCGUCGGAGGUGAGCCUGGUCUGAGAGCUGAUCAUCCAGCUGGUGUAGAUGCGGAGGGCGUAGGCCUUGAGAUGGGAGGGGUAGGUGCCACGGAGGCGCUUUCCGGAACCGAACCACUCCUUCACUUUCGAAACGGAAACGAUCCGGUACUCGGCGUCGAGCGGCAGCGAGGGCCAGACAUCGGCGAGGCGGAGCUCUCCGUGAUACACUUCAUCGUUUGGGCGAAGAGGUACUGGGGGAAAAACUUCCACAAGUGGAUCGUUUCAUCGGUAGACACGGACCUAUGGAUGAUCAUUCUACUGGCGAUGACCACUGGUUGGCUCCGGCCUCGUGGCGAGGGGGCGGUUGACGUGACCGUCCAGAAGGUCGUGGGUGGCGAGACCAAGUUCCUGUGGAUGAACAGAGUGUUCGCCAGCAUCUGCGAGCUCCAGGACGGAAGCGAGUCCGCGUGGCCGCCAUUGACCUUCAGGGGAUGGAUUCCCACGGACAAUGACAAGGUCCGUCUGUUCGUCCUAACGUUCCUGGAGUCGGGCUAUGUGGGUACUGGCCCUCAAGAGCGUGCGGACGGAGGGAUUGUUUGA
This is a messenger RNA of Ectocarpus sp. CCAP 1310/34, 1839 nucleotides long. The record is from the annotation of a GenBank genome assembly. Lineage: Eukaryota; Phaeophyceae; Ectocarpales; Ectocarpaceae.